Medioppia subpectinata is the source of this 1074-nucleotide messenger RNA. The record is from the annotation of a GenBank genome assembly. Lineage: Eukaryota; Metazoa; Arthropoda; Arachnida; Sarcoptiformes; Oppiidae.
AUGUAUGGUUUGUUGAUGGGAAUGUGGCCGCCGGUUGGAGUUGAUAUGAAGUACAUGUUUCACACAACUCAGGCCGGCAUAUCGUACGCCUCGCCAUUUGGAUCAUCCGGGUAUUUGGUCGGUUCACUAGCCGGUUUCUUAUAUAAAUACAUAAACAGACAGUUGGUAUUAAUUAUUGGUACCACUAUUAUGGCAAUAUUUGCUGCGAUGGCCCCGUUUUGUACCCAUUUAUGGCUGCUAUACGGGUGCCACGUUUUGGCCUGGGUGGGCGCCGGUGUUUGGGAAAGUAGUAAUACAGUGUGGGCUAUAGAGCUGUGGGCCGACAACAGCGCACCGGUGCUACAGUUGUCGUAUAUGUUGUACGGUUUGGGCGGUAUAUUAGGCCCAUUAAUAGUCAGACCCUAUUUAACCGGUGAUAUCUCCCACACGUCGACCACAACUAUGGGAUCAGUGUUUCAAACGACUACUGAUAUCAGUGUUGAGGAUAUAAACUACUCGAUUGAUAGGCGAGCAAAACUCAGGACCCCUUUUAUGAUCGGCGGUGCAAUUGGCCCAAUUUUAUUGCUAAUAAUGUUUGUCGUAAAGAGAUAUAAAGUGCCAGAAAUUGUGACACAAGAAGCAGAUCCGGAUGUCGUCGACAAUACAGUGGAUAACAUUGAAAAGAAAGUGUCGGACAAUUGUCUCGCAGAUAAUCCGCGGAUAAUAAGCAAUAAUAAAUUGUCAAAAAUAAAGAUAUUGAUCAUAAUAUUACUGGCAAUGAGUCUAAGUUUUUACACCGCGUGCGAAGUGUGCUAUUCAAUAAACGCGGUCAAUUAUUUUCAAUACAUACCUAUCCAUAUGUCGGCACAGAGAGCCACCGAUUUAACUAUGGCCACCACAGGGGCCUCGACUGUGGCCCGACUCGUAUCUACCUAUAUCUCAAGCAAAUUGGGCCCCGAAAUCAUGCUAACUUACCACUUGGGACUAGGAAUGAGCGCCAUUUGGUCGACGUAUUUUGUGUUUGGUGAAAAGUAUAUCAAACUGACCAAUAAAAUCACCUCGGUGCUCUGCUUUUCGGCCGCAUUUAAAUUAUAA